Molecule: messenger RNA, 1896 nt
Organism: Tetrahymena thermophila SB210
Lineage: Eukaryota; Ciliophora; Oligohymenophorea; Hymenostomatida; Tetrahymenidae
Product: Von willebrand factor type A (vWA) domain was originally protein
Exons: 1
Source: RefSeq, a predicted model, not a curated record
AUGGGAAAUAAUAACUCAGCAGGAAGCAAAUCAAGAUCUAAAUCCAACUCACCAAAAUAAUCUUCUAAUUAGUAACAAUAAAAUUUGUAAAAAUAAAAAGAGGACUUAUAAUAGAAAUUAGCAAGUGUAAAUCUUAGAUGCUAAAACAAGUUAAAUGAUAAAAGUUUGCAUGACUAAAGAUCAAACUUUUGUUUAGAAAGAGAAAACAGUGUUAAUAAAGAAUUUUUGUCAAAAACAGUCCAUUAAACUUAACAAAGUGAAAAUGAAAACAAUAACAAAAAUUUAAGCAGUUAAUAAGUUGAAGAAAUAAUUCAAUUUAACUUAAUUAGUGAAACUAAUGAAGUUUCAAUUAAGAAAUCUGCUAGUUUUGUCUGUGGAGUCAAUUUACAUGUUAAACAACCUAAGGAAUAAAGUGAAAGAGUUCCUAUGGAUUUAAUCUGUGUAAUUGAUGACAGUGGUUCAAUGUCUGGUAAAAAAGCUCAAUUAGUUAGAAAAUCUCUCAAAUAUCUUCUUAAAAUUAUGAAUGAGAACGAUAGAAUUUGCCUAAUUAGCUUUGAUAGUGUUGAAAAAAUUUUAACUCCCUUUUUAAGAAACAAUUUGGAAAACAAAUCUGAGUUAAAAAAGGCUAUAAAGAACAUAGUAGGCAGAGGAUCUACUAAUAUUGAAGCAGGUAUGGAAGCAGGUUUAUGGAUGAUUAAAAAUAGAAAAGAAAAAAAUCCUAUCACUUGCAUGUUUUUGCUCUCUGAUGGUUAAGACGAUUCUCCUUAAGUAGACUUAAGAGUAUAAAAGCUUAUAUAAUCUUAUGAUAUAUAAGAUACUUUUAUUGUAAACACUUAUGGAUAUGGAGCCGACCACGACGCUACUUAAAUGAGAAACAUAGCUGAAACACACAAAGGAGGUUAUUAUUACAUUGAAGAUGUUAAAAAGGUUUCUGAAUGGUUUGUACUUUCUAUAAGUGGUCUCUUAAGUGCAGUUGGUGAAGAUGUUAGAAUUAGAAUUAAGUCUUAAAAUAGUUAACAAACAAAAUUAGCAAUUACUCAAGUUUAUGGAGGUGAUUAACUUUGGGUGAAGUAGGAUUAUGAGAAAGGCGUCUUUGAGAUAUAUCUACCUCAUUUAGUAAUUGGAGAUAACAAGUUCUUUGUUUUUGAUUUGCAGUUUAAUUCUGAACAGUUCAAAUUAACUGAUCAAAACAGAUCUCUUGCAGCUCUUGAAGCUGAAUUAGAAAUUAAAGCUGUUAAGGAGGAAUACAUUAUCCGUAAAAAUGAUACACUUUAAAUUGAUUUUAAGGAUGCUGAUUAGGAUUAAAUUAAGAAUAACUCUACACAAGCAUACUAUGAAGAAAUGAUGGUUACUCAUUCCAGAGCAGUUGGAGGAUUAAAAAUUAAAUAGGCAAAUCAACUUAUCAAUUAAAAGAAAGAUUAUACUUAGGCAAAGGCAAUCCUUUAGCAAUAUAAAGAUGAAAUGAUCUCUAAAAAUGCAAUGCUUAAGGAUAAUAAUGGCAUAAAGCAUCUUGACGAAGAUCUAGAUGAAGCUAUUGGAAAAUGUGCUCCAUAACUCUACAGGUAGGCCUCCUUUGAUAAAAUGGAAGUUAUUCACUGUUAGAGACGUAAUUCUAUUUGCCACUAAGAAGAUUGGAAUGAAUGUCAACAAGAAAUUAUGGGUAAAUUUAAAAAUAAUGAUAUUUGUUUGAGUGAUGAUUCUUGCUCAGAUGAUGAAAGUGAUCAAAAAAAGAAACCUUCUUAAGUUAAUUCUUAAAAACGUAAUCCAACUCAUAUGUAACAAUAUUCUGAUGAAUAUUAAUCAGACUCUGAUGAGGAAGAUACUUAAUAAAAUUAAUAAAUUUCUCAAUAAUAAUAAAACUUAAAUUAAAUUAAAUUAUAAAGAAGAUUUUCUUGA